This is a messenger RNA of Stegodyphus dumicola, 1662 nucleotides long. RefSeq names its product long-chain-fatty-acid--CoA ligase 1-like. Gene Ontology annotation, biological process: fatty acid metabolic process. Gene Ontology annotation, molecular function: long-chain fatty acid-CoA ligase activity. The record is from RefSeq and is a predicted model, not a curated record. Gene Ontology annotation, cellular component: membrane; endoplasmic reticulum. NCBI's taxonomy places the organism in Eukaryota, Metazoa, Arthropoda, Arachnida, Araneae, Eresidae.
UCUAAAAUUAGAUUCGUAAAGCACAUUUAGAAUAACAGGCAUAAAAUUACUCAAGUUGGAGGGCCUACACUAAAGAUCUGGAUUGAAAAGGAGCAAUCGUAUAAGGAAAUCCGUAGAAUUUUGUUUCUCUAUAUAGUAGAGCCUAUCCCUGAUAAGUUGAGUAGAGGAAUUUGUGCCUAAGAAAACGACACCAAAAUGGAGGAUUAUCUUCAGUAUAUAGGGAGCGUCAUGGGAGCAGCUGCUUUGUCUGGAGCCACGGCAGUAGCCACAUCUCUAUACAUGUCGACUUUGCCUCCACCUCUUACUCCAACCGUUGACAUAAACAAGCAAUCCAAAGAGUUGCCGGGUCCUGAUGGCGCGAGAUCUUCUCGGUUUUAUCCAGAUGGGAAAUUCCUCGAGUACUGUUUUGACGACGCAAGGACAAUGUAUCAGCUCAUGCACAGAGGAGCCAGAGUUUCAGGUAACGGUCCUUGCUUAGGAUGGAGACCUUCUAGUGAUGCUGAGUACGAGUUCAUCACUUACAAUCAGGUGUUGGAAAGAAUAAAAAAUUUCUCAUCUGGUCUUGUACAUUAUGGAACAAAACCUGGACAAGAAACUUUCAUAGGAAUAUAUUCUCAGAACAGCAUUGAGUGGGUAAUCACAGAACAUUCUAGUUACCGAUUAUCAGCUAUAAUUGUUCCAUUGUAUGACACACUCGGUCCACAUGCAUGUUCUUUCAUAAUUAACCAAGCCGAAAUCAAGACAGUCAUCUGCGACAACGAGAGCAAAGUAAAAAGUAUUUUGAACGAAAUGUCUAAUACACCUAAACUGAAACAAAUUAUCGUCGUUAACAGUAUAUCAGAUCCUUUGAAAGUUCGCGCACAAACAUUGGGAGUACAACUACUUUUCUUUAAGGAUGUAGAAGAAGCAGGAAAAGUACAUCCAUGUGAAGCUGUACCUCCGACCCCACCGGAUGUAGCAACAGUCUGUUAUACCAGUGGAACUACUGGCGACCCAAAAGGCGUUUUACUUACUCAUGGUAAUAUAAUAUCAUGCAGCAGUGCUGUUAUUUUACAAAUGGGCAUCAAUGGUCCAAAGUCUUCAGAUUGUAUGAUUUCCUAUUUACCUCUCGCCCACAUGCUUGAAAGAGUCGUUCAGGUGACUGUGUACAUGACUGGAGGAAGUGUUGGAUUUUCACAAGGAAAUAUCAAACUUCUGACAGAUGAUAUCAAAACGUUAAGGCCAACUUUCAUACCUGCUGUCCCAAGACUUUUAAACAGGAUUUAUGAUCAGAUACAAAACAGCGUCAAUGGAAGCCGACUCAAGAAAUGGAUCAUGGACAUGGCGCUGGCCAGUAAGCAGUCAGAAUUAGAAAGGCAUAUAGUGACAAAUAGAAGUGUCUGGGAUCGAUUUGUUUUCAAGCCAGUUCAAGAAAAUAUGGGUGGACGAGUGCGAUUGUUGGUGACCGGAUCUGCUCCCCUAGCCAGUAAUGUGUUGACUUUUCUCCGCUGCGCUCUUGGUUGCACGAUUCUCGAAGGAUAUGGUCAAACAGAAUGCGUUGCUCCUUGCACUAUGACUUUAGUUGGAGAUUACAGUGUAGGUAAGCCUCAGCAUUUUAACUUACCUAUACAGUUACUAAUGCUAACUCAUUUUCAGGCAACUAGAAAUACUUGUACUGAUUGA